GCCUGGGAUAAGGGGGAGCGCUCCGGCGGCGAGCUCUUGUGCUGCUCUGCUCCACAGCCGGCGAGUCCAGCGGGCGCAGCGAGGGGGUGUUCAUGGCCGAAGAGGGUGCAGCUGGAUGGGGGGCGGAGCUUGGCCCCGAGGGGGCGGGGUCUGAGCGGGGCCCGGGGGAGGGGCCAGCGGGGUGUUCCAGGGGAGGGGCGGGGCCGGGCGCCCCGGAGGCGGAGGCGCAGCUGCAGGAGGCGGUCCUUCGGAAGGCGCAGGGGAACGAGCUGUACCGGGACCGGCGGUACCGGGCGGCGAUCGGGAAGUACCACCGGGCCCUGCUGCUGCUGCGCGGGCUGGACCCCGAGGUGACGGCGCCCAUGAGGAGCUUCGUGGCGCAGAGGGCGGUGCUCAGUGCCCAGCAGGAGGCGCUGCUGAGGAGCACGCAGGUGGACUGCUACAACAACCUGGCAGCCUGUCUGCUGCAGCGCCCCCUGGUGGAUUACGCCCGGGUGCGAGAGUACAGCCUGCGGGUGCUGCGCUGGCGAGAGGGGGACGUCAAGGCGCUGUACCGGGCGGGCGUGGCCACGCUGCAGCUGGGCGACCCGCGCACCGCCAGGCAGUACCUGCUGCAGGCCAGCAGGGGGCAGCCUCACGACGCCAACGUCAGGAAGUACCUCCGGCUCACGGAGGAGAGGCUGAGCAGCGACCACGAGAACCCCUCGCGACGCCUGCUGAGCAGCAGUUCUGUCAAGGCAAAGAAGUUCAUCUCGGCCUAA
Molecule: messenger RNA, 761 nt
Organism: Lepisosteus oculatus (spotted gar)
Lineage: Eukaryota; Metazoa; Chordata; Actinopteri; Semionotiformes; Lepisosteidae
Gene: ttc9c
Product: tetratricopeptide repeat domain 9C
Molecular function (GO): protein binding
Source: RefSeq, a predicted model, not a curated record